AUGUCUGUGAUGUUUGCGCCGCCCGCCCCCGGGCAGCAGCAGAGGGGUGGCCGACCUCCACCCACUGCCCAGCAAAUUCAGAAGCUGCUGGAUGAGAACAGCCAGCUGAUCCAGACAAUCCAGGAGUGUCAGAACAAGGGGAAGAUGCAGGAGGUGCAUCAGUACCAGCAGCUGCUGCACCGCAACCUGGUCUACCUGGCCUCCAUCGCUGACUCGUCACAGAACAUCCAGAGCCUGCUACCCCCGCCGCAGCCGCCGGGCGCCCAGCCGGGGGUGUCGCCGGCCGAGGGCGGUGGCCAGCGCGCGCCGCAGUACGCCGCCGGCUACCCGCCGCCGGCCGGCGGGAUGAUGGCCGGCCGACACCAGGGCCAGUACCGGCCGCAGCAGGCCGGCUACCCGCCGCAGGGACAGCAGGCCUACCCGCCGCAGCAGGGCUACGGCUACGGUGGCCAGGCGGGCGGCUACGGGUCCGGCUACCAGGCCGGCUACCAGGGCCAGCAGAUGUACGGCUACGGCCAGACGGCGCCGGCGGCCGGCCAGCAGCCGCCCGGCGCGCAGUACGGCCAGUACGGCCAGCAGCCGCCCGGCCAGCCGCCGCCGCAGCAGCAACAGCAGCCUCAGUCUCAGCAGGCGCAGCAGCAGCAGCCGGGAGCCCAGCAGCACCCGCAGCAGCAGCAGGGUCCGCAGCCGUCUCCUCAGCAGCAACAGCAGCAGCAGCAGCCAGGACAACAUCCUCAGCAGCCGCAACAGCAGCAGCAGCAGCAUCCACAGCAGCAACAGCAACAACAGCCUGGACAACAUCCUCAGCAACAGCAGCACCCACAACAGCAGCAGUCUGGGCAGCACCCACAGCAACAGCAGCCAGGACAGCACCCGCAGCAACAGCAGCAGCAGCCAGGGCAACACCCGCAGCAACAGCAGCAGCAGCCAGGACAGCACCCGCAGCAGCCGCCCCACUCUCAGGCUCAGCCCCCGCAGCAGCCGUCUCCCGCUGCGCAGCAGUCUCCACAGCAGCAGCAGCAGGCCCAGCCGCCCCAGCCGUCGCCGCAGCAGUCUCAGCAACACCAGCCUCCGCAGCAAACCCCGCAGCAACACCAGCCUCCGCAGCAGCAGCAGCAGCAUCCGACGAUGGCGUCAGCGCCGAGCCCGCACCUGCCGGCUCCCUACCCGCCCGGCCAGCGCUCUGCCUCGCCGUACCAGCAGGGUUACCCGGGUCCGUACCCGGGCCAGCCGGCGCCCGGACAGCACUACCCGGCUGGGGCGCACGGUGCUCCGGCUCCCUACCCGCCGGCCUCCCAGCCGCCGUACACGGCCACCAGCCAGCCGGCGCCGGCCGCCGGCGGGCCCGGCCCGGCGCCCUACCCGACCAGCUCUCAGCCGGCGUACGCGCCGCCAGUGGCGGCCGGCGGCCAGCCGGGCCAGUCGUACCACUACCCGGGCCCGCCGCAGGGCCAGUACCCGCCGCACGCGCCGUACUCGUACCCGCCGGCGGCGCAGCAGUACCCGGGGUACCACCACCAGCAGUACCAGUACCGGCCGGCGGCCCCGGGCGCGCCGCCGGCCGGCCAGCCCGGCCAGUACGGCUACCCGCCCUACCAGCACUGA
Messenger RNA from Amphibalanus amphitrite, 1605 nucleotides. RefSeq names its product calcium-binding protein P-like. The record is from RefSeq and is a predicted model, not a curated record. NCBI's taxonomy places the organism in Eukaryota, Metazoa, Arthropoda, Thecostraca, Balanomorpha, Balanidae. The transcript is spliced from 7 exons. The coding region runs from base 1 to 1605 and encodes 534 amino acids.